UCUUCAAUUCCUUUCUUUAGUUUUUUCUUAUAAAAGAAAAUCAAUUUUGGUUUGAAGAACUUCAUAAUCUCCAAUCCAAUCGGAGAAUCAUUCCAAAAUGUAGUUUUUGUCAAAGCUUCACUCCUCUCCUCAACGCAGACCUUCUUCUACUUCAGCCAGAGUAGUUGUAUAGAUGGCAAGCCGAGUGACUAGAUCAAAGAGCGAACAAUCCCAACAGCAUCAGCCGCAGGAACAACAAAAUAGAGCGAAAUGGACAUCAUUUCUUACCAAAAUUCUUGCAGAUUUGAUGGUUGAACAAGUUUACAAAGGGAAUAGGCAAAACAAUUAUUUUGUCAAGAAAUCUUGGGAGCACAUGUGUGACGGUUUCUAUAGAAAAACAGGUCUUAAAUGGGACAAGGACCAACUAAAGAGCCGGUAUGCUGUGCUGAGGAAGCAGUAUGCUACUUUAAAGUCCCUUCUCGGUCGAGGUGGUUUCACUUGGGAUGAAACUACAGGAACUAUUACUGCGAGUGAGAAAGCAUGGACCGAAAUCAUCAAGGAACUUCCUGAUGCUGAGUCUUUGAGAACUAGUGGCUGCCCCAUUUACAAAAAGCUAUGCACUAUAUUCUCAGAAUCAGUAACCAACGGGAAGCAUGAUCAGUCUGCUGAAGUCGGGGAAAAGACUCCAUCAAAGAUCAAUCAAACAACACCCUUGUCCCUGCAGCAGCAGUCCUCAUCUGAAUCAGAAGAAGCUGAUGAUGUUACCGAAAAUCAAGAUAAAGGUCAGCAGCCUUCCACUCCUAUGACUGGUACUACUCGAAAAAGAGGGCGGAAAGGAAUUGAUGAUGCGAUUGCUGAAGCUAUAUUGGAGAUGGCAACUGCAUCAAAGAUGAGGACAACAGCCAUACAACAAUCGAAUGCUGCCAAAUACAGUGUUACACAAUGUAUCAAACUAUUGGAUGAGAUGCAAGGUGUUGAUGAGAAACUCUACUUGGCUGCACUCGAAAUGUUCAACAAGCCUUUAGCAAGGGAAAUAUUUUUGUCUCUAAGAGGCGAUAAGCGCUUGACUUGGCUACAUCGCAAAGUUCUUGGCGAAGCCCACUUACCUUAUUAGUUCAACAAAGAAACAACUAGACAUGUUUGUUAAGAGAAGAGACUAAUUAAUAACUUGAUUAUUUACCUUUGUAAAUAUGUAGUUGGAUAAUUUUACUACAAAUUUUCUUUGAUUUCUA
Messenger RNA from Cannabis sativa, 1211 nucleotides. RefSeq lists its product as uncharacterized. NCBI's taxonomy places the organism in Eukaryota, Viridiplantae, Streptophyta, Magnoliopsida, Rosales, Cannabaceae. Bases 173 to 1093 code for a protein of 306 amino acids. The record is from RefSeq and is a predicted model, not a curated record. The transcript has 3 exons.